AUGAUCCAAGGAGGCGACCCCACUGGCACUGGCCGCGGGGGUCAGUCCAUCUGGGGCGGCAAGUUCAAUGAUGAGAUUCGCGAGACCCUCAAGCACAAUGUGCGUGGGAUAUUGUCGAUGGCCAACAGUGGGCCCAACACGAAUGGGAGCCAGUUCUUUAUUUCAUACGCCAAGCAGCCGCAUUUAAACGGGCUCUACACCAUCUUCGGCAAGGUCAUACACGGAUUUGACGUACUCGACCUCAUGGAAAAGGUGAGAUGA
Molecule: messenger RNA, 261 nt
Organism: Closterium sp. Naga37s-1
Lineage: Eukaryota; Viridiplantae; Streptophyta; Zygnematophyceae; Desmidiales; Closteriaceae
Source: the annotation of a GenBank genome assembly